AUGGCACAAGCUUUAGCUGUGGAUGCCUUUAUGCUUUUUUGCCUAGUUAGUGUAUUGGUGACAGGCACAGGUGAAGGUGAGGCUGAGAGGAGAAAAACCAUAGACAGAGAAUGUCAACCGGGCCUCUCUCCUCAUGGCCCCUGCAUCCCUCCCAGUGGCCAGCCGUGGACACAUUCCAGCCAGAGCCAGAUGUUUGCAGACCUCAGCCCAGAAGAGCUGACAGCUGUGAUGGAUUUUCUCAUCCAGGAACUGGGACCAGGGCUGGUGGAUGCAGCCCAGGCUCAGCCCUCCGACAACUGUGUCUUCUCAGUGGAGCUGCAGCUGCCCUCCAAGGCUGCAGCCUUGGCCCACCUGGACAGAGGGGGCCCCCCACCUGCUCGGGAAGCACUGGCCAUCGUCUUCUUUGGUGGACAACCUCAGCCCAAUGUGAGUGAGCUGGUUGUAGGGCCUCUGCCUCACCCCUCCUACAUGCGGGAUGUGACUGUGGAGCAUUAUGGAGGCCCGUUGCCCUAUUACAGACGCCCUGUGCUGGAAAGAGAGUAUUUGGACAUACGCCAGAUUAUCUUCAACAAAGAGCUGCCUAAGGCUGCUGGGCUCCUCCAUCACUGUUGUUUCUACAAACACCAGAGCCAAAACUUGUUGGCAAUGAACACAGCCCCCCGUGGACUACAAUCAGGGGACAGAGCUACCUGGUUUGGCCUCUACUACAAACUCUCAGGAGCUGGGUUUUUCCUGCACCCUGUGGGGCUGGAGCUGCUGGUAGACCACAAGGCCCUGGACCCUGCCCACUGGACCAUCCAGAAGGUUUUCUAUCAAGGCCGCUACUAUGACAGCCUGGUCCAGCUGGAGGAGCAGUUUGAGGCAGGCCUGGUGAAUGUGGUGCUGGUCCCAGACAAUGGCACAGGUGCGUCCUGGUCCUUGAAGUCCCCGGUAGCCCCUGGUGUGGCUCCUCCUCUGCAGUUCUAUCCCCAAGGUCCUCGCUUCAGUGUCCAGGGGAGCCAAGUGUCCUCUCCAUUGUGGACUUUCUCCUUUGGCCUGGGAGCUUUCAGCGGUCUGAGGAUCUUUGACAUCCGGUUCCAAGGAGAGAGAGUGGCCUAUGAAGUGAGCGUCCAGGAGGCCUUGGCAGUGUAUGGUGGGAAUUCCCCUAUUGCUCUGCAAACCUGGUAUAUAGAUAGUGCCUUUGGCUUAGGCCACUUCUCAACACCCUUAACUCGUGGAGUUGACUGCCCCUACGUGGCCACCUAUGUGGACUGGCACUUCCUUUUGGAGUCCCAGACCCCCAAAACUCUACGUGAUGCCUUUUGUGUGUUUGAACAGAACCAGGGUCUUCCACUGCGGCGACACCACUCAGAAUUCGACUCUUACUAUUUUGGGGGCCUUGGGGAGACAGCGUUAGUGGUCAGAUCUGUUUCUACCAUGCUCAACUAUGACUAUGUAUGGGAUAUGAUCUUCCAUCCCAAUGGGGCUAUAGAAGUCAAGGUCCACACCACGGGCUAUAUCAGUUCAGUGUUCCUCUUCGGUGAUGCCCUAAGGUAUGGAAACCGAGUUGGGGAGCACACGCUGGGCACGGUUCACACCCACAGUGUUCACUUCAAGGUGGAUCUGGAUGUGGCAGGACUAGAGAACUGGGUCUGGGCAGAGGACAUGGCCUUUGUCCCUACAGCGGUGCCCUGGAAUCCUGAGUAUCAGAUACAGAGGCUGCAGGUGACCCGGAAGCUGCUGGAGACAGAGGAACAGGCUGCUUUCCCCAUGGGAGGUCCCAUCCCCCGCUACGUGUACCUGGCUAGCAAUCUCAGCAACAAGUGGGGUCACCCACGGGGCUACCGCAUCCAGACACUCAGCUUUGCUGGGAAACCAGUGCCCCAGGAGAGCUCCAUGGGAAAAGCCUUCAGCUGGGUGAGGUAUCAGCUGGCAGUGACUCAGCGGAAGGAGGAAGAGUCCAGUAGCACAAGCAUCUACAAUCUGAAUGAUCCCUGGACACCUACUGUGGACUUCACCAACUUCAUCAACAACGAGAGCAUUGCAGGGCAGGACUUGGUGGCCUGGGUGACAGCUGGAUUUCUGCACAUCCCCCAUGCAGAGGAUAUUCCCAACACGGUGACUGUGGGGAAUGGAGUGGGCUUCUUCCUCCGGCCCUACAACUUCUUUGAUGAGGACCCUUCCUUCUCCUCUGCUGAUUCCAUCUAUUUCCGGGCAGACCAGGAUGCUGGGGCCUGUGAGGUCAAUCCCCUGGCUUGUCUGUCCCAGACUGCUGCUUGUGCCCCCAGCCUCCCUGCCUUCUCCCAUGGGGGUUUCUCUCACAACUAGGUGGU
Dipodomys spectabilis (banner-tailed kangaroo rat) is the source of this 2312-nucleotide messenger RNA. RefSeq names its product membrane primary amine oxidase-like. The coding region runs from base 1 to 2307 and encodes 768 amino acids. The transcript is spliced from 4 exons. Gene Ontology annotation, biological process: response to antibiotic; amine metabolic process. Gene Ontology annotation, cellular component: plasma membrane; endoplasmic reticulum; early endosome. Gene Ontology annotation, molecular function: copper ion binding; primary methylamine oxidase activity; quinone binding. NCBI's taxonomy places the organism in Eukaryota, Metazoa, Chordata, Mammalia, Rodentia, Heteromyidae. The record is from RefSeq and is a predicted model, not a curated record.